GGGGAAAAUACACGGGGAGGUCAGGGUUCUUAUUCAAAUUUUUUUAUUUUUUAGUUAUGUUCCCCCUCCAAUUUGGGGAAGAAAUGGACAUUUACAAACAAUGUUUUAUGGAAUACUUGGUCAUCAUUCUCUUAAAAGAGCUUUUGACAAACGCCAUUUUAUUGUUUUAAAAGAUGGAGCUACUGCUACAUUUGAUGUUUUUGAGCCAAUUUUUAAAGAAUCGAAAAAGAAUGUCGAUAUUACUUUGGUUUUUUGCCCUGGAAUUGCUAAUUGUAGCGAAUCAAAUUAUAUUCGAACAUGUGUCCAUCUUUUACAAGAAAAUGGCUAUAGAUGUGCAGUUCUCAAUCAUUUGGGUGUUCUCAAAAAUGUUCCUUUAACUUCUACAAGAAUUUUUUCUUAUGGUGGAGAUGGGGAGUUAGAAGCUAUAUUUAAUUCUCUCUUUAUUCUCUAUCCUUCUACUCGUUUUAUUGGUGUUGGCUUUAGUAUGGGAGCAAAUGUCAUGACUAAUUGUUUGGCUAAAUUGGAAAAAUCAAUUCUUUCUAGAAUUAUUUUGGCUAUUUCUGUUUGUCAAGGAUAUUCCGCUAGAGACACAGCACCCCUUUUCAUGGAAUGGGAAUCUGGGCGUCGAAUUUAUAAUUAUAUAAUAACUGAAAAUGUAAAGCGUUUGCUCCGCCAUAAUUUUGCAAUGGCUAUACAGCCACAUGUAAAUUCUGGAUUGAUUAAUGAAAAGCAACUUUGGUCUUCAACUUCGCUUUUAUGGUUAGAUGAGUGUUAUAGUCGAAGAAUUUAUGGAUUUUCAAGUCUUGAGGAUUAUUAUGAGGAAAUUAGUUGUUUACAACACAUUAAGGGAAUAAAAUUGCCAAUGAUUUUUAUAAAUUCUCUUGAUGACCCUCUCAUCCCAGAAACAUUGUGGAAGCCAGUUAAAGACAUUUGCAAAUCACAUCCUCUUCAUGCAUUUAUUUUACUCAAACAUGGUGGCCAUUUAGGAUUUUUGGAAGGUAAAUCUCCCAUUCAUCCACGUUCUGUUACUUGGUUAGAUCGUUUUAUUCUUCAAUUGGCGGAAGCUGUAAAUUCGCAAAUGGAAAGUGUUGGUGAAUAUUCUGGUAAUUUAAAUGACUUUAAAGAUGAUAGACGAAAAAGUUUUUGA
This is a messenger RNA of Meloidogyne enterolobii, 1147 nucleotides long. The record is from the annotation of a GenBank genome assembly. NCBI's taxonomy places the organism in Eukaryota, Metazoa, Nematoda, Chromadorea, Rhabditida, Meloidogynidae.